UUCGAGAAAAACGGAAAAGCCUUUAUAUCAACCAUUUCACUCACAUUUCGGAGAACAAGCAUCAUCCAGGACCAGUGAGGAGAAAGUACAGCUCAUGUUCCACCAUAUUUCUGGACGACAGCACUGUCAGUCAACCCAACCUGAAAUACACCAUCAAAUGUGUAGCCUUGGCAAUAUAUUAUCACAUAAAAAACAGAGACGUGGACGGGCGAAUGUUGUUAGACAUUUUUGAUGAGAAGCUGCAUCCUCUCUCGAAGUCUGAAGUUCCUGCUGAUUAUGACAAAUACGACCCGGAGCAGAAGCAGAUCUACCGCUUCGUCAGGACGCUGUUCAGUGCUGCUCAGCUCACUGCUGAGUGUGCCAUUGUCACUUUGGUAUACUUGGAGAGGCUUCUUACCUAUGCUGAGAUCGACAUCUGCCCCGCCAACUGGAAGCGUAUCGUGCUGGGAGCCAUCCUCCUGGCUUCUAAAGUCUGGGACGACCAGGCGGUGUGGAAUGUCGAUUACUGCCAAAUACUCAAGGACAUCACUGUAGAGGACAUGAAUGAGCUGGAGAGAAAGUUCCUGGAGCUGCUGCAGUUCAACAUCAACGUGCCGUCCAGCGUUUACGCCAAGUAUUACUUCGACCUGCGCUCCCUGGCCGAGGCCAACAACCUCAGCUUCCCCCUGGAGCCCCUCAGCAGGGACAGGGCCCAGAAACUAGAG
Molecule: messenger RNA, 704 nt
Organism: Austrofundulus limnaeus
Lineage: Eukaryota; Metazoa; Chordata; Actinopteri; Cyprinodontiformes; Rivulidae
Product: cyclin-Y
Biological process (GO): regulation of cyclin-dependent protein serine/threonine kinase activity
Molecular function (GO): protein kinase binding
Source: RefSeq, a predicted model, not a curated record